CAAAGCAAAGGAACGGCAGUGUUUUGUCCGUCUUGUUUUUAACAUUCACCGCUGUGUUUAUUCCUUAUUCCGCACGUAUUUCUGUCAGACCACCGACUUUUUGGUGUGUGUGUUUUUUGUGUGUUUUUUUUGCAACACGAUAAUCACGCGUCCACUCCUCUCUGCGCAAUUUGUGAAGCUUCUCGCUGGCCGCCGUCGACCCACGUCAUCUACCGGCACUUCGCCCAGUGUCGCGUCGCGUCGCGUCGCGUCGCGUCGCCGCGCCUGUCGUGUGCAAAUGUGUCCAAUCGAAAUGCUGAGAGCGCUGCUGAAUCAGCGGCUGAGCGCGGCCGCCGAGGAGAUAUUUGUCGCGUUUGAAAAAACCAUCGCGGAGUACGAGGAGGAACUCAGCAGGACUAAAAAGGAAAACGAGCGACAGCGUCGACAACUGGACCGUUUCAAGCCUCAAGAUGUGUUACGCAGAGCAGACCCCCGUGAACAAUAUCUUCCCCCUCAGCAGCGGGAAUGGAGUUGCAGUGUGGAGCAGGAGGUGGCAGAGCCCCAGCUCAUUAAAGAAGAGGAGCAGCUUCAAGACCUGGACGUCCCUGUGUUUUGUGUCAUUGUGAAGAGUGAAGAUGAUGAAGGCAAAGGUCAGAUGGAACAGAACAGAGGGGAGGAGCCUCCAGGCAGCAGCUCAAGUCAGCACGUGACAACAGAAGGUGACCGAUGUGGAGGAUCACAAGCAGACAGCCUCCUUGCUCCACUAUCAGAUAGUGAUGACAUCAUGUCGCACUCUCCAGACUCUGGUGAUGAUGAACACUCUAAAGGGGACAAGACAUGUCACAAUGACAGUGAACACUGGCAAUGUUCUCAAUGUGACAAAACGUUUGGCCUCAAGAUCAAUCUGAAAAGACACAUGAUAAUUCACACGGGAGAAAAACCUUUCAGCUGCUCAGUCUGUGGCAAAAGAUUCACCCAGAAAGUCCACCUGACGUCACACGUGAAAAUACACACAGGAGAGAAACCUUUCAGUUGUUCGCAUUGUGGUAAAAGAUUUCAUCGCAAGACACACUUGACAUCACACACCCGGACACACACUGGAGAAAAGCCAUUUUCUUGCCCGGCCUGUAACAAAGCUUUUAUUGAUUAUUCAGCAAUGAUUAAACAUUCAAGAAUACACACAGGAGAGAAACCCUAUUCCUGCUCCUUCUGUAGCAAAAGUUUUGGUGCGAGCUCAACAUUAGUGACACACCUGAGAACCCACACAGGCGUGAAACCUUUUUCUUGCUCACUCUGUGACAAAAGCUUCUAUGAUUGUUCCGGUUUGGCUCACCACAUGAAAACGCACACUGGAGAAAAACCUUAUUCCUGCUCGCUGUGCAGUAAAAGCUUCCGUGAAAAUUCUCUUUUGACCAGACACAUGAAAACGCACACUAGUGAGAACGUGUUCAGUUGCAGUGUGUGUGAUCUAAAGUUCUCUUAUAAGUAUCAGCUUGACAAACACACGUGUGCUGGUGAGAAGAGCAGCACAACAUGAAGCUGCAGGACUUCAAGUAAUCCUUGCAGAUACGACAUCGUGUUCUCCCGCUACAGCGGGUACGGAAAGUAUUCAGACCCCCUUCAAUUUUUCACUCUUUGUUGUAUUGCAGCGAUUUGCUAAAAUCAUUGAAGUUCAUGUUUUCCCUCAUUAAUGUACACACAGCACAACAGAAUUGAACUGGAGAGGAUCUGCAAGGAGGAAUGGCAGAGGAUCCCCAAAUCCAGAAGUACUUAAAUGAUUGUAGCAAAUGGCUGCAAUGUAACAAAGAGUGAAAAUUUUAAGGGGGCCUGAAUACUUUCCGUACCUACUGUAUAUCGAAGGUUUUUUUUUAAGCAAUUUUUAAAAAUAGGUUUUUACGGUAUACAGGCAAGUCGGAAAUUAGAGUUGCGCCACGCUGUGCCACAAUAUGCAGGGCGGCAAUGGGGGUGGGGGGGGGGGGCGCUACUGGACGAGAUGCAGCACUAAUUAAGAGCAAGAAGAGGCAGAGAAGGUUACCAACAUGCUAACAUUUGCUUGUGAGUAUUGUUGGAUGCUCCUCUUGUUUGUCUUGCUGAUCUGUGUUUGUUAAAGUAGCAGUUGUUUGAAGGUUUAUAUAAUUAUCAUAUCAUUUCCGUCCAUUAGGAGGCUUUUCACACUAUAUGUUAACAUUAAGCUAAGGGACUUUUGUUAGACAAAAUUACAUGGUGUGGUUGAACAUUUUGGUGUUUAAAUAUAUACGAUUUGAAUUCUCGGUUGGAUGUGUCUAUUUUACAAUGAACUUCAACUGAGAGGAAGGAAGAAAAAAAAAACAGCUUGAAAGAAUCGCAGUCUGUCUCUUAUUUGGAGAAAUGUGUGAGCGAAAUUGAGAACACACGCUAACGAAUACUGUUACAGAUGGGUUUUAAUAAUCUACCUUCAAUAAAGU
Phycodurus eques (leafy seadragon) is the source of this 2423-nucleotide messenger RNA. Its product is annotated as gastrula zinc finger protein XlCGF17.1-like. Lineage: Eukaryota; Metazoa; Chordata; Actinopteri; Syngnathiformes; Syngnathidae. Gene Ontology annotation, biological process: regulation of transcription by RNA polymerase II. The record is from RefSeq and is a predicted model, not a curated record. The transcript has 2 exons. Gene Ontology annotation, molecular function: DNA-binding transcription factor activity; RNA polymerase II cis-regulatory region sequence-specific DNA binding. Bases 278 to 1516 code for a protein of 412 amino acids.